Molecule: messenger RNA, 4280 nt
Organism: Corythoichthys intestinalis (scribbled pipefish)
Lineage: Eukaryota; Metazoa; Chordata; Actinopteri; Syngnathiformes; Syngnathidae
Gene: zmiz2
Product: zinc finger, MIZ-type containing 2
Exons: 19
Coding region: 416-3052 (878 amino acids)
Biological process (GO): protein sumoylation; regulation of transcription by RNA polymerase II
Cellular component (GO): chromatin
Molecular function (GO): zinc ion binding; SUMO ligase activity
Source: RefSeq, a predicted model, not a curated record
GGGCUGUGAGGCUCUCGGAAGGGCGGUGACGUCACGGACCUUUCCAGCUUGUCAUUGUGCAACGCUCUGUUUUUUACCAAGCGAGCUCAGUGUCCUCGAGAAGCUAGCUGUAAUUGAUUCGCCGAGUUAGCGUAAUUAAACGUGACGCCGACCGGAAGUGUUAAGCUGCCCUGAUUUAAAACACUGGGACGGCGCCGCCUCGUUGUUCCUCGUGGACACAAUGAGCGUCGAAAAGAGGGAUUUGGCGAACAAACUUGACGGCUAGUCCACUAGCCUCCUGCGACGCCACACGAGCUAGCUAGCCUCCUGCGCUAAGCUAGGCAAAGCUAAGCUAGCUCGCCGAGGCGUCUGGAUUCGGGACGUGGACGCGCACGUACAGACAGGCGGGCUCCCCAGUCAGCCCUAUGUUUCUCCGAUGAAACACCUCAACUCCAUGAAACGAGCCCCGCAUCCCACUCCUCAAAGCGGUGACGGCGCCUUCUUCCAUGAGCCAGUCUCCUGGCAACCAGCAGCCAAUCAGCACCCGGGCUCUCUCUCUGUUGUAACCACUGUGUGGGGCGUGACCAAUCCCACGCAUAGCCAGGUGAUCGGCGCGCCGCCCAUGGGUCCUGGCGACAGCGCGGGUGGCCACAUGAUGCCCGGUGGGGGUGGAGGCGGCGGGCCUGGCAUGACUGGGGGCAUGGGCCCGCAGUUCAUGGGCCAGCAGGCCUACGGCGACGCAGUGUCCAAAGGUUACGGCCAACCGCUCAUGUAUGGACGCCCCAACGCGACGUACAACCCCGCGGCGGCCUAUGGCGGCAGUUACCCCGGUAAUAGCGGCGGCAUGGGUGCGCGCCCCCCCUCGGACUUCACCACGGCCACGGCCGCUGCCGUGGCCGCAGCCACCGCUACGGCCACAGCCACUGCCACCGUGGCGGCGAUCCAGGAGAAGCAGAACCAGGACAUCAACUACGCUCAGAUGGGCGGAGCCUCCUCAUACAGCCCCCAGUUUAUGUCUCACGUGGGAGCUCGCGGUCCCACGGCCAUGAACCAAGGAGCGAUGGUGUCCGGCAGGCCCGGGGCCGCACCGCCUUCCGGCGGGGGCUUGUACCCACCACACCCCGGAGCCUCGCAGAAGAUGCACGGGGGUGGAAGUGCGGGAUACCCCGCCGCAACACAGGGACUCAAACGCACCUUCCACUCAGAGUUCGGGGGCGGUGGCGGGAUGUCGUCCAUGUCUGGAUACCCUCAGCAACCACUGCAGUAUCCCCCCGGAGCGCAGCAACGGUGCGCCCCCUCCCCUUCGUACCCGGGUGGCCGUAUGCCCCCCAUGAGCCAGUACGCUUCUGGAUCGCACAACAACCCGCUGUCAUUCCCACCGGGCGGCGGACAGCCCAACCCGCCCCAAUACUAUAAGUCUGACGUGUUUAACGGGCAGAGUAGUCUGCCCCCUGCAGGCCCAGGAGGAUAUAAUGCCUUCACGCAGGCAGCAGCCAGCGGGCCGGGCCGAGGAGGCGGCGGCGGCGGGGGGAUGCCUGGAUACCCCGGCUCCCCCAUGGGCGGGAACCCGACCCCUCCCAUGACUCCCGGCACCUCUGUGCCACCUUACCUCUCGCCGAGCCAGGACACCAAACCCCCUUACAUGCCCCCCGAUGUAAAAAACAACAUGGGUGGCCCGCAGCCCGGCGCAGGUAACCCUAGCGAUGACCUUCGCCUUACCUUCCCGGUGCGGGAUGGAGUGGUGUUGGAGCCUUUCAGGCUGGAGCACAACUUGGCUGUCAGUAACCACGCCUUCCAGCUUCGAGACUCUGUCUACAAAACGCUGAUGAUGAGGCCCGAUCUGGAACUGCAGUUCAAAUGCUACCACCACGAGGACCGUCAGAUGAACACCAACUGGCCCGCCUCGGUGCAGGUGAGCGUCAACGCCACGCCUUUGUCCAUCGAGCGCGGCGACAACAAGACCUCGCACAAGGCCUUGUACCUCAAGCAAGUGUGCCAGCCCGGACGCAAUACGGUCCAGAUCACCGUCACUGCCUGCUGCUGCUCCCACCUGUUCGUGCUUCAGUUGGUCCAUCGGCCGUCUGUCAGGUCCGUGUUACAAGGACUGAUGAAGAAACGGCUCCUGCCCGCGGAGCACUGCAUCACCAAAAUUAAGAGAAACUUCAGCAGCGGCACCAUCCCCGGGACCCCUGGGCUGAACGGAGAGGACGGCGUGGAGCAAACGGCCAUCAAAGUGUCGCUCAAAUGUCCCAUCACCUUCCGACGCAUCCAGCUGCCGGCGCGAGGACACGACUGCCGCCACAUACAGUGCUUUGACCUGGAGUCGUACCUGCAGCUCAACUGCGAGAGAGGAACAUGGAGGUGUCCCGUCUGCAAUAAGACUGCUCUACUGGAGGGUCUGGAGGUGGACCAGUACAUGUUGGGGAUCCUGGUGUACAUCCAGAACUCUGACUACGAGGAGAUCACCAUUGAUCCACUAUGCGGCUGGCGGCCGGUGCCCGUCAAGCCCGACCUGCACGUGAAGGAGGAGCCCGAUGGGCCAGCACUCAAGCGCUGUCGCACUGUCAGUCCCAGUCACAUGGUUCUGCCCAACGUCAUGGAGAUGAUAGCCUCGCUGGGACCCGCCUCCUCCCCCUACACCGGGGGCGGCAGCAGGGGCAGCCCUGACUUCAAUAGGCCAGGGAGUCGAGGCUUCGCUGGUCAAUCGGCUUUCCCAGAGUUCCCCAACACUCCUGGCACGCCAACCCUGGGAGAGUACCCUUCCUCCGGACCGCCGCUCUCAUACCCGCCCGAGCAGGCGCCGCACCCGUCCCAUAAUGCGUCGCUUCAGCAGCAGCACGGCAACCAGAGCCUGAGUGAGGACAGGAGCGCCGCCGCUGCUUCCCACAAUGCUCGGCUGCACGCCGAGGGCUCCUUUGGCCUUGGAGGACCCCCAGCAGGAGAAGCGCCCGAUCACUCGCUAGAUCUUUUACCGGAGCUGACCAACCCGGAUGAGCUGCUGUCCUACUUGGGUCCCCCCGACUUGCCCAGCAACAGCAGCGACGACCUUCUCUCGCUCUUUGAGAACAACUGAGCGCCUCUUUUUCCAACUCCUCCUCAAUACGUCACUCCAUUUUAUGGAACACAAGAAGACUGCGGCGCUCGCUGGCAAACGGCGUCCAAAUAGCUGUCAUUCGUCCUUACUAGCAUGGCAAUUUAGGGCAAUGGUAGAAUGACUGUUUGUCUUAUAAGUUUGAUCCGCUUCUAGUGCCACUAUUGGCUUUCGAGGAUGCAAUUCAACCUACCUUUGCAUCACUAGUACUUUCUCGUUUUCUUUCAUCGUUUCCUCACUUGAAUAUUCAAAUUCGCCAAACCUAAAAUGCACUUUUUAAAUAGUCAUUUUACUUAUGAACUAAUUGGCUGCCUUUGACAGGGAUGAAUUGGAUGCGUAUCGUUGUCAAUGGCAGCGAAUAAAGCCUAAAAUAAUGCUAUGAACCAAAAAAACAACAAAAAAACAAUCCCAUAAAGACCUGGUGUCCACAUACGUGGAAAUCACAUUUGGGUGCUAUUAACUGCGCUAGACGUCCAAUCCAAUCCAUUUUUAAUAGAUUGGAUUAUUGCCAUGGUGAAUUUGGAAGUUUUAAGAAAAAUAAAAAUCAAUCUGGAAGUUUCAGCUAAUCCAGAAUGCUGCUGUCAGAUAAUUUACAAAUACAAGGAAACGGGACCAUAUUAUAUUGGUCAUGAAGUAUAAAUGUUUUGAGUAUUUUUCUUAAAAUUGGAAUCUAUCUCUACUUGGGUUAUCUUUGUGCAAUUUUUCCAAUUGUUUGCCAAUCUUUAAAUUCGAAAGGACAACAGUUGUUCUACCAGUUACCUGAAUUGUGGAAAGGCCUCACUUGCAUUCAAAAAUUUGAAGUGAACGUUUUCAACCACUGUGACCACGCCCACAUUCCAUUAUUCCGCUUUUGGGGGGGGGGGGGGAUCACCCUGAUGUUGAUGUGAAUAUUUCGUUGUACAAUUCUUCAUCUUCCUCGCUUCAUUUUUCAUCUGUGUCGGAUCUGAGGUCCCCCCAAAAAAAUUACAAAAUCUUGGUAAAUGUUGGCAUUUAUGAUGAGGUGGGGCGAAAAAGUGACUAUCGAACUGCAAAUUUACUAGAAAACACGUUUUUAAGAUGUAAACUAUUGCACAUAUUUUAUAACACGCAUUUUAAUUGCCAUUGUUUUCUAUUUAUUUUGUAAUCAUUGUUCUUGUCGAUUGUAGCCUCGGUUGCUUGUUCAUUUGCUGGAGCUCCAAAAUGAGGAAUAAAACCACUAUUAUUUCAACAA